Molecule: messenger RNA, 1035 nt
Organism: Salpingoeca rosetta
Lineage: Eukaryota; Choanoflagellata; Craspedida; Salpingoecidae
Exons: 3
Coding region: 220-1035 (271 amino acids)
Molecular function (GO): calcium ion binding
Source: RefSeq, a predicted model, not a curated record
GGUGACGCAGUGAACAAGCGAGCUUGCGUGCACACACCACCAUCCUGUUCGUCGCGCCGACACAAGACCUUCGUGCCAUUCACACCGACUACGACAAGCAAGCAACUAAGCAAAGCAAACACAGCAGGCAAAGCACCACGAGGCAGCAAAGCAGGGUCUCACAAGCACGGCAACAAGAAGGGAAGAACACAAAGAGUUGUUUGAUUUGGCAGCGGCGAUAUGGACCAGCGCCUGAUUGUACUGCACCGCCGUGCUUCGGACAUCUUCCACGAAGCAGACCGUGACGGCAAUGGUUGGCUGUCCAAGAAGGAGCUCAAGCGCGUCAUUCAUGGCAAUGACUACAUUCGUUUUGAGCUGCGCACCGCGGGCGGUCGCCCAUGGAAGGACUUCUGGGCUGAGCUCGACGUCGAUGGGGACGGAAAGAUCGAAGAGCAAGAACUGAUCAAUUACCUUACCAAGGUACAAGUUGAAAAGACGAAUGACUCCCUCGAUACGGUCAAGGACUUGGCUAGGGAGAUCUUUGAGCGUGCCGAUCGCGACGGCAACGGCGUGCUGUCCAAGAGGGAGCUGAAGCGUGUGCUGCACGAGGACGACGACCUGCGUGACGAGCUGCGUGCUGCUCACGGGCGCCACUGGAAGGACUUCUGGACCGAGCUCGACGCCAACGGCGAUGGGCAGAUUGAGUUUGAGGAGCUUGUGGAGUACAUUGACAAGGCGCACAAGCAGCACGUGGACAAUGCAGUUGCGUCGGCUGCAGAGGCCCGCAGCAACCCUGCAGCAGCUGAGGAGAAGGCGGACAAGGGCACAGAUGAGACAUCGACCGGUGGGGAGUCGACCGCCCGCACCGACGAGACGUUUGGGGAGCGGCUUGCACGCAUGCGUGCCCACGUGCGCGACAUCUUUGAGCGGGCGGACCGGGACAAGAACGGGUGGCUGUCGAAGAAGGAGCUGAAGCGUGUGCUGCACGAGGACGAUGACCUUCGGUAUGAGCUGCGCACGUCUGGCGGGCCGUCCGUGGAAAGAGUUCUGGGCUGA